Molecule: messenger RNA, 1310 nt
Organism: Paramecium octaurelia
Lineage: Eukaryota; Ciliophora; Oligohymenophorea; Peniculida; Parameciidae
Source: the annotation of a GenBank genome assembly
AUAGUUUGGAAGUCCAAUAAAAUAUGGAGAAUUAGAUUGUAAAUUAGUAUGUGUAAUUAUGUAGAUCGAUGAUGCGGAGAGAGAUUAAAUUAUCAAGCAAUUGAAACUAGUUUAAGGAAACGAUGUAAAUAAUUCAUUUUAAUCUUCUAAUAGAAAUGUAUCGAUUGUGGAAAAAAAAAUACCAAAUGGGCAUCUGUCACUUUGGGUUUAUUCUUGUGUAUUGAUUGUUCUGGUAAACAUAGAGAAUACGGAGUGCGUUAUACAUUUGCAAGGUUGGAAAUUAACUUAAGUUUAGAUCUCUUACUUUGGAUUCCUGGUCAAGAAAAUAAAUUACAUUCCUUCAAGUAGGAGGUAAUGAAAAGGCCUUGGAGUAUUUCUAAAGCGUUGGAUUGAUUGGUCCAGGAUGCAGUCAAAUCGAUUACAAAAGUCCUCUAGUUGAAAAAUACAAAUAAGAACUUCUUAAACAAGUACUUUAAUUAGUUGUAUUAGCCUUGUGCGAAGAAAAGCUGAACAUAACUCGUCCAUCACUCAUACCAAGUCCUGUGAAAAUAGCUCAAACCUCUGAAAAGCCUACUUAAAACAAAGAAGAAGAAUCUCCAGUAAAAGAGUAACCAAAGCAAGUGUUUUAAAACAAUUUGUUAUAAGAAGAAGCAACUGUGACUAAGAAAAGCAAUAAAAUUGUAUUUGCUGAUAACGCGAAACCUUAAGCUGCAUCUGGCAAAGCCGUCUAAGGCAAGAAAUUAGCUCACGUGGACUUUGACUCAUUAGAAUUUGACGAUCCAUUUUCAAAUCCAUUCAGUUAGGACCCUUUAAAAUUUGAGUCCAAUAAAUCAGAAUUACCAUAAUAAGAAGAGCCCAAAGUGAUUAUGAAACAAACUCAAUAAGCCACUUAGCCUAGCCCACAAACCAAUGAAACUUUAGAAAAAUUGAAAGACAAGAAUGUCAAAUCAAUAUCAUCUGAAACUUUAUUCUAAUCUUAAGAUAGGUAAUUAAGUAUCAAUUAUCUUUUAGUGAAUAAAAUAAAUAGAAUAUUUAUAAAUUCAAUGGACAAACAGCUAUUUCGAGUAAGUAAUUUUUUGGAGAAAAAGAAGAGGAGUCUGAAGAUUCGUCAUAAAGUAAAUUUAUUCCGUAUUGUAGAAAUGGAUUAAUUGAAGAAUAUGUUUAAUUUUGCAACUGAAAAAACAAUGGAAACAUUUGGUACUGUAAAAGAAAAAGCAGGAGGUAUUUGGGAGAAUUUAAAAACAAGAUUCAAUAAACCAUGAUAUGAUAUCAAUCAAUAUUCAUAUUUUAAUAUAUUCAAUUAAAGGAGC